Messenger RNA from Mixia osmundae IAM 14324, 3217 nucleotides. RefSeq lists its product as uncharacterized. Gene Ontology annotation, biological process: regulation of intracellular pH; proton export across plasma membrane. The record is from RefSeq and is a predicted model, not a curated record. Gene Ontology annotation, molecular function: P-type proton-exporting transporter activity; ATP hydrolysis activity; ATP binding. Gene Ontology annotation, cellular component: plasma membrane. The transcript has 12 exons. NCBI's taxonomy places the organism in Eukaryota, Fungi, Basidiomycota, Mixiomycetes, Mixiales, Mixiaceae. The coding region runs from base 114 to 3128 and encodes 1004 amino acids.
AUUACGGACAGUCACCUCUAAUUCCAGCCGACCUCCCUCGACCAUUGACCGGCCUGCUCGUCGCCCACCCAUUGGAAUCCAUCUGGAAGAGCUAGCAGCAGCAAGAGGACACCAUGCCGGCUCAGGAGAAGGUCUCCGACGAGGAGAAGAAGGUCGCCCAGCUGGGCUCCGGUUCGGGCGAUACCGCCUCAGAUGAUACCGCCGAUGGAGAUGAGUAUUCGAUGCUGAUCAAGUAUAUCGAUGAAUCCGCUGCCCAAAAGAAGAAAGCCGCACUCGACGGCGGAGACGAAGAAGAGGGCGAAUACACAGAAAAGCGAGUAUGGUAUGCACCGUGGAAGAAGACGCGGACGUCUGUCGGCGGCGCAGCUGUCACGGAGGAUAUGCUCACGGCUGACAUGCUCAAAGGUCUCGACCAAUCAGAGGCCGAUGCUCGCCUGAAGCGAUUCGGCUUCAACGAGCUCGACGCAAGGCGAGAGAACAUGUUUAUCAAGUUCCUCAGCUUCUGGCGUGGUCCCAUUCUAUAUGUCAUGGAACUUGCGGUCUUGCUCGCUGCCGGUCUGCGAGACUGGAUCGACUUCGGUGUCAUCAUUGGUAUUCUAGCACUCAACGCAUUUGUCGGCUUUAUUCAAGAAAAGGCUGCCGGCGAUAUCGUCGAGAAGCUCAAGUCAGGUAUCGCACUUCGCGCAACGGUCAUCCGAAACGGGGAAGAACACGAAAUCGAAGCCAGAGACCUCGUGCCAGGUGACAUUGUCGUCGUUGAAGAAGGUCAGACUGUGCCCGCAGACGGUCGUAUCCUUGCCGAAUACAACGAUAAGGAUCGCUCGAAGGCGAAACAAAUCACCGAGCGCCGCGAAGCCUCGAGCAAGAAGAACAAGGCAAACCCGGAUGGCGAUGCUGAUGACGAAGGCGACGAGUCAUACGUCGAUAAAGGCCCGUCGGUUGCUUCCCUUGAUCAGGCUGCUAUCACUGGUGAAUCUCUUGCUGUCGACAAAUACAUUGGCGACGAAUGCUUCUUCACUUGCGGUGUCAAGCGUGGUAAGGUCUACCUCGUCGUCACAAACACUGCCAAGUCAACUUUCGUCGGCAAGACUGCAUCUCUCGUCACCGGUACCAACGACAAGGGUCAUUUCAAGAUUGUCAUGGACCAGAUCGGUACCUCCCUCCUCGUUCUCGUUAUUCUCUUCGUCUUCAUCGUCUGGAUCGGUGGCUUCUUCCGCAAUGUCGGUAUCGCUACGCCCAAGGAGAACAACUUGCUGGUCUACACGCUUAUCUUCAUGAUUAUUGGUGUUCCCGUCGGUCUGCCUUGCGUCACCACUACUACACUCGCCGUCGGUGCAUCUUUCCUCGCCCGUCAGCAAGCGAUCGUUCAAAAACUCACUGCUAUCGAGUCGCUUGCCGGUGUCGACAUCCUGUGCUCAGAUAAGACCGGUACUUUGACUGCCAACAAGCUCUCCAUCAACGAGCCUUUCGUGAGCGAGGGCGUCGAUGUCAACUGGAUGAUGGCUGUCGCUGCCCUUGCAUCAUCUCACAACACCAAGUCACUUGAUCCCAUCGAUAAGGUCACUAUCCAGACGCUCAAGGACUAUCCCAAAGCAAAAGAAAUUCUGUCACAAGGCUGGACGACUCAAAAGUUCCAGCCCUUCGAUCCCACUUCCAAGCGAAUUACUGCCGAGGUCACUCGCGAUGGCAAAAAGUACACUGCUGCAAAGGGCGCUCCCUCUGCCAUUCUCAAGCUCGCCAGCCCAUCCAAGGCUGCCAUUCAACAGUACAAGGCAACGACCAGCGACUUCGCUAAGCGCGGUUUCCGUUCGCUCGGUGUCGCCAUGAAGGAAGAAGGUCAGGACUGGCAACUGCUCGGUCUCUUGCCCAUGUUCGAUCCUCCUCGCUCGGAUACUGCCAACACGAUUGCCGAAGCUCAAGAAUUGGGUAUCAAGAUCAAGAUGCUGACUGGUGAUGCUACUGCCAUUGCUGUCGAAACUUGCAAGAUGCUGUCCAUGGGCACCAACGUCUUCGACAGCGCCCGUCUCCUCAACAGCGGUCUGACCGGUUCCAAGUUGCACGACUUCGUUCUCGCUGCCGAUGGCUUCGCUGAAGUCGUUCCCGAACACAAGUACCAAGUCGUUCAGAUGUGCCAGGCUCGUGGCCAUUUGACUGCAAUGACGGGUGACGGUGUCAACGAUGCACCCUCGCUCAAGAAGGCCGAUUGUGGUAUUGCCGUCGAAGGCGCAUCAGAUGCUGCCCGCGCAGCCGCUGAUGUCGUCUUCCUCGACGAAGGUCUCUCUACAAUCAUUACCGCCAUCAAGGUCUCCCGUCAGAUCUUCCACCGCAUGAAGGCCUACAUCAUCUACCGUAUCGCCCUCUGUUUGCAUCUCGAAAUCUACCUCAUGCUGUCGAUUCUCAUCAAGAACGAAGUCAUCCGCGUCGAUCUCAUCGUCUUCAUUGCCAUCUUUGCCGAUGUUGCCACUCUUGCCAUCGCAUACGACAACGCACCUUACGCCAAGAAGCCCGUCGAAUGGCAGCUCCCCAAGAUCUCUGUCAUCUCCACCGUUCUCGGCAUCUUGCUCGCGGCAGGCACCUGGAUCAUCCGCGGCACGCUCUUCCUUGAAGGCGGAGGUGUCAUCGCCAACUUCGGUUCAGUCCAAGAAAUUCUCUUCCUCGAGGUUGCAUUGACCGAGAACUGGCUUAUCUUCUUGACCCGUACCAACCAAGGCCGAGACGGUGGCGAGUUCAUCUGGCCUUCCUGGCAAUUGGUCGGCGCCGUCCUUGCUGUCGAUGCCAUCGCUACGAUCUUCUGUCUCUUCGGCUGGCUCUCUGGUGCUGCUGGCGAGAACGGCCAGACAUUCGCUCGCAAUGGUGACGGCUGGACUGAUAUCGUUACUGUCGUCCGUGUCUGGGGCUUCUCGCUCGGUGUCAUGCUCGUCCUCACGCUGGUCUACUUCCUGCUCAACAAGAUCGAAUGGCUCGAUAACCUUGGCCGAACGGAUCGCGGCAAGAAGAACAGCAAGAUGGAGGAUUUCCUGACUCAGCUUCAGCAGCUCACCAUCGUGCACAACCGCAGCGAUUCGCACGAUUUCUAUACCGUCGGCAAUUCCGCUCCGGAGUCUCGAGACGAUCCACAUCACGGAUGAAAACUUAUAGAACAAACGUGAACCGCUGUCUGGUUUCUUGUAUUAUUCGCACUUCAUCGCCUAAAUGAAUGCAAUCUCGUCUUGUCGGA